UCUCUCUCCCCUGAAAAUCAGUUGAAGGGUUUUUGCUGUAGCAGAAGAAGAAGAAAAAAGGGGGGUUUGCGAAAAUGGGGAGAAGAAUUCUGAACGAUGCCUUGCGAACAAUCGUCAAUGCAGAAAAGAGAGGUUUCGCUUCCACAGAGCUCAAGCCCAUCUCUAAUGUCAUGUCUUCUUUCCUACAAAUCAUGAAACACAGAGGUUACAUUAAAGAUUUUCAAGUGCAUGAUCCACAUAGAGUAGGGAAGAUAACUGUUCAGCUGCUGGGUAGGGUUAAAGAUUGUAGGGCUAUCACUUACCGACAAGAUAUUAAGUCUCAUUACAUCGAGAAUUACAAAACCCGUACUCUUCCGACACAUCAGUGGGGCUAUGUUGUAAUUACAACACCAAAUGGAGUGUUGGAUCACGAGGAGGCUAUUCGACAAAACGUUGGUGGUCAAGUGCUUGGAUACUUCUACUGAAGAUUUUAUGGUUCUGGAGAGAGAAGAUGGAGUAAGAUGAUUGAUUGCCGUUUCCUUUUUCUGGUUUGUAUCCUUUUUUUUUUUAUUUCCGUUUAGGCAAGAAAUGCUUAGGAAGAACUUCAAUUAUGUGGAGCUCCCAUUGCAAUAGUUUCAGGCAGAAUUCGGUGACAAUCAAUUGUGUUGCAUGUACUUCAAUGUUACUGUGCCUUUUGCAUCCUUUUCCAGCUUCUCAAGUAAUAACAUUAUCUGCAUUGAGUUCUUGAUUGGUGUUACCAUGAGAUAUAAAUACAUGUUUUUCUCUG
This is a messenger RNA of Erythranthe guttata (spotted monkey flower), 766 nucleotides long. RefSeq names its product small ribosomal subunit protein uS8my. Gene Ontology annotation, biological process: translation. Gene Ontology annotation, cellular component: ribosome. Gene Ontology annotation, molecular function: structural constituent of ribosome. The record is from RefSeq and is a predicted model, not a curated record. Lineage: Eukaryota; Viridiplantae; Streptophyta; Magnoliopsida; Lamiales; Phrymaceae.